UAUCCUAAUGAACAAUGUAAAAUUUUUUAAAAAACUGAAGAAACCAAAGUGUCUAAUCAAUUAGAAAUGAAGUCGCCUAAUCUGCUGUUGUAAGCAUGCAUUUUACAGUGUAACAUGCUUUAUAUAACGAUAUAAUUUAAAACAAUGAAGAAUUAAGGAAGUGUGAAGCUUCAUUCCCAUAGUUUAGCACUCCUGCACAUUCGUUUCUUCUUAGAGAAACGAAGCCAAGAAAACGUCUGAUCAGGAGUGUGGCACUUUGAAAAAUUUCUUAAAGUGGAAUUCGAAACUGAUUAGAAAAAUAAUAUUCGUAAUUAUCUGUCUGAUGAGAAAUUCCUUUUUACAAAUAAUUGUAAUAUAACUUAAAACAUUUCAAAUAUGAUUGCAUAUUUUAAACUAUAAAUUAACGAGAAAGAAUAAAGCUGCAUUUCGCGCAUUUUAAAAACAUGUCUGUGCGCCACUAGCAUUCAUUCUAUGGAAUGGCUAUCUAUCCGGAGUUGGACGAGUAGAAACUUCGCAAAAUGACACUGGAGCAAACUACAUGUGAAGAUUUGAAAGCUUUCGAAAGACGUCUGGUUGAAGUUAUCGCUUAUUAUCAACCACAAACAAAGCGCUGGCGUGUGAUGUUCGCAGUUGUUUCACUAUGUACUGCUAUUGGAGCCUGGCAGUGGUUGAUGGAUCCACAAACCACUCAAGUGGGUUUUCUCCAGUCUUUAAUGAACCAUCUUUUCUUCACAAUAAGUAGCACAGUUCUAAUUAUAUUAUUCCUGAUGGGUAUUCAUCGUAGAGUUGUUGCUCCUUCUAUUAUUGUAUCAAGGGUGCGUCAAGUUUUGGCUGACUUCAAUAUGUCUUGUGAUGAUAAUGGAAGAUUAAUUUUGAAACCAAGACCAACUACAUGACUAUGGCUUAAUUAUUGAUGUUUUUAAAGGCAAUUUGUUUUGUUAUGAGGAAUGUUUACAUAUAGUCUUCUGUAAUUUUCUUGUACAUGUUUUGUAAAUAUAAAUCUAACAUAUUUUACAAUAAAAUUUUAAAUCAAGAGGUGUA
Messenger RNA from Stegodyphus dumicola, 1041 nucleotides. RefSeq names its product nuclear envelope phosphatase-regulatory subunit 1-like. NCBI's taxonomy places the organism in Eukaryota, Metazoa, Arthropoda, Arachnida, Araneae, Eresidae. The record is from RefSeq and is a predicted model, not a curated record.